Pediculus humanus corporis (human body louse) is the source of this 930-nucleotide messenger RNA. Its product is annotated as protein C20orf121, putative. The transcript is spliced from 7 exons. Gene Ontology annotation, molecular function: phosphatidylinositol bisphosphate binding. The record is from RefSeq and is a predicted model, not a curated record. Gene Ontology annotation, cellular component: membrane. The coding region runs from base 1 to 930 and encodes 309 amino acids. Lineage: Eukaryota; Metazoa; Arthropoda; Insecta; Psocodea; Pediculidae.
AUGAGUAAGCAAAGAUUCGAAGAUGUUAAAUUUGAACUCGAGUUGGAAAUGAUACCUGAAAAAGUUUUGGAAUGGUCUCGAAAUCAUGGAGAAAAUGAUAAAGAUAUUAAAAUUUACGAACUUCGAGAACUCAUUUACGAGAGAGGAGAUGUCGUACCUCACAGAACUGAUGACGCGUACCUACUCAAAUUUUUAAGAGCCAGAAGUUUUAACAUUGAAAGCACAUAUAAACUGUUAGUCAAUUAUUAUAAUUUUAAAGAAAACAAUCCGGAAUUACACGAGAAUGUGAAUCCUUUACAUCAAACAUUUGUCGGGGCUGAGGAUGUCAUACAAGUUUUACCAUACAGAGAUGAAAACGAAAGAAGAAUAAUAAUAAUUAAAUUGGGAAACUGGAACACGAGCAAGUAUACCGUCGAAGAAUUAUUAAGAAGCGUUUUACUCAUUUUGGAAUUGGGUAGUUUAGAACCCGCAUCUCAAAUAUUAGGAGUCGUUAUUUUAUUCGAUUUUAAAAACGUUACCAUUUCUCAUUUGUGGCACAUAACGCCGAGCGUUGCUAAAAAAAUUAUGGAACUCAUGGUGACAAGUUUCCCGCUCAAAAUGCACAUCGUCAAUAUAAUAUUCGAAUCAAAAGUAUUCGAUUUGAUUUAUAAACUUUUCCAACCGCUUUUAAGCUCGAAAAUGAAAAAAAAGAUAUUUUUCCACGGCAACGAUUUAGAUUCGUUACACAAUCACAUACAACCUAAAUACCUUCCCAAAAGAUACGGUGGAAUUAGACCAAAGUAUAAAUACGACAAAUGGAUCGAAUACGUUAAAAUCUCACCAAACGUAAUAGAGGAGUUGAGAAGUUUGGGAUACAUAAUAACAGAUGAAAUAUAUGAAAAAAAACUUGUCAAUUCAUCAGAUGAAAAAACAAGUUCAGAUGAAGAUUGA